GAGUUGUGAACUACAAAUCAUAACUUGAAAGGGAUAUUCCUCUAUUAACUGUUCAGUUUCAGUCUAUUUCAAAUCAAGUUAGUCAUGUCUGGAACCAAGGGAGGCCGUGGACAUGAGCACCACCACCAUCAUGACCACAAUCAACAGAAAUCAGACCAAACCGUCCUGGAGGCUAACCCAAGCUGCAAUGCACCAGCCCCUACUGUUGUGACUAAUCCGAAACCAGCUUGUGGGAGCCAAGCACCAGCACCUACAGUUGUGACUAAUCCAAAACCAGCUUGUGGGAGUCAAGCACCAGCACCUACUGUUGUGACUAAUCCGAAACCAGCUUGUGGGAGCCAAGCUCCAGUGCCAGUGGUACCCCGACCUGCUUCUCCACCUCAUCCAACUGCACCGCAAAUUGUGACACCCCAGCCAGCUGUAUCUCAGUGUGUGCCACCCCAGCCUCAACCUCAAAGUGUGACACCCAAGCCUGUACCACAAUGUGCAGCACCCCAGCCAGCUGCACCUCAAACUGUGGCACCCCAGCCCGCUGCACCACAGCCCUGCGGGGUCAAGGGCAAUGCAGGAGUCAAGAAGUAAUGACAAUUCUACUGAAAAAUAUUGUCCAUAAUAUUGUUACACAUAACAUUAUAAUGCUUCUUAGAUAAUGAAAAAAUCUGAAAAUCAUGUUAAUAUCUUAAAUUCUUACUGAAAAAAUAAAUUAUCUCCAGCAAUGAA
This is a messenger RNA of Rana temporaria (common frog), 720 nucleotides long. Its product is annotated as alpha carbonic anhydrase 8-like. The record is from RefSeq and is a predicted model, not a curated record. The transcript is spliced from 5 exons. Bases 85 to 582 code for a protein of 165 amino acids. Lineage: Eukaryota; Metazoa; Chordata; Amphibia; Anura; Ranidae.